Sorghum bicolor (sorghum) is the source of this 1153-nucleotide messenger RNA. RefSeq names its product protein GDAP2 homolog. The record is from RefSeq and is a predicted model, not a curated record. The transcript has 3 exons. The coding region runs from base 51 to 812 and encodes 253 amino acids. NCBI's taxonomy places the organism in Eukaryota, Viridiplantae, Streptophyta, Magnoliopsida, Poales, Poaceae.
AGACGGAGUGCUAGGGGUGCUAGCUACCGGCGGGCGGGCGGGCGGCCGGGAUGGCGUCGGGCUCCGGCGGCGGCGGGAGCGACUUCUCCGUGUUCGUGGUGGGCUCCGACUUCGCGACCGACGCCGGCGCCGCGCUCCUCGCACCCGCCGACCGCGAGGUGUGGCACGACUGCCUCCCCGACCUCGCCGAGGCGGACGCCUGCUUCUUCGACCUCGAGGAGCGCCAGGUCGUGCGUGUCCAGGGCACCGAUCGGGCCGGCCGAACCGUCGUCCGCAUCGUCGGCAAGUUCUUCCCGGCUUCAGUAGUUGAUGGUGAACGUCUGAAGAAGUAUGUGUUCUACAAACUCCGCACUGAAUUACCUGUGGGUCCAUUCUGCAUCUUGUACAUGCACAGUACUGUACAGUCUGAUGAUAACAACCCUGGGAUGUCAAUCUUGAGGACAAUUUAUGAGGAGCUUCCACCUGAAUACAAGGAAAGGCUUCAAGUUUUUUACUUCUUGCAUCCUGGGCUUCGCUCCAGGCUUACCAUCGCCACCCUUGGCAGGCUAUUUUUAAGUGGAGGGUUGUAUUGGAAAAUCAAGUACAUUAGUCGACUGGAGUAUCUCUGGGGGGACAUAAAAAAGGGAGAGGUUGAAAUUCCAGAGUUUGUUAUUGAACAUGAUAAGGUUCUUGAGCACCGGCCACUGACUGAUUAUGGCAUAGAACCAGAUCCCCUACAUCUUGCUGAUGUACCUGCUGUGGGAUACUCGCUUGGAAGAUACGAAGAUAAAUGGACUCCAGAAGAUCGUCGGUAUUCAAGGAACUACAUGUGAAUUUUUCUGCUGUAGCCAAAGGCUUAAAAGUUGAUUGUAUAGUAACACGGUACUAUGAGAUUGUAUGUCAGAUUGCUGUGAAAACCUUGUCAAGGUCCUGUAUUUCCAGCUUUGUGAUCCAAUUUAAUACCUAUUUUGUAUGUCAGAUUGCUGUGAAAACCUUGUCAAGGUCCUGUAUGUCAGAUUGCUGUGAAAACCUUGUCAAGGUCCUGUAUUUCCAGCUUUGUGAUCCAAUUUAAUACCUAUUUUGUAUGUCAGAUUGCUGUGAAAACCUUGUCAAGGUCCUGUAUUUCCAGCCUUGUGAUCCAACUUAAUACCUGUUUGAAGAUUAUUGAGCAGAC